Molecule: messenger RNA, 4955 nt
Organism: Kogia breviceps (pygmy sperm whale)
Lineage: Eukaryota; Metazoa; Chordata; Mammalia; Artiodactyla; Physeteridae
Gene: ZC3HAV1
Product: zinc finger CCCH-type containing, antiviral 1
Biological process (GO): positive regulation of mRNA catabolic process; positive regulation of type I interferon production; response to virus
Cellular component (GO): nucleus
Molecular function (GO): NAD+-protein mono-ADP-ribosyltransferase activity; NAD+ poly-ADP-ribosyltransferase activity; RNA binding
Source: RefSeq, a predicted model, not a curated record
AAAUGUUCUCACUUUAUACCAACUCCGGGGGUCCAAGUGAGUCCCCCCUAGGGGAAAAGGUCUUGUCCAAAUAUCCAAAAAGAGGAACCUAUCUGAAGCCUUGGGGUAUGUCUAAGCAUGCCUGCCCGACUGUGACUGAUUGCUAUCAGGGUUAAGUGGUGAUUAAGCGGUGUCUGGGGUACCUCUGUUAGCGACUAUAGACAGGCAAGAAUGUGUCAAGAAGUGGUUCUUCAAAGAGCUCAUAAGAAGGCAAAAGAGAGGGAGAGCAAUAAUCGUUGUCCUUUGAGAACGAAGGGUGGUGUGAGAGAAAGUUCACAUUGGUUCUGGCCAGGCGGACCACGGUCUGGGGGCCAGAUUUGGGGAACCUCAGGUUCCCAGGCUCCAGCUUGUAGGCUGUGUUUACUCAAAUUAUUUCCUCAAAUAGAGUGAAGGAUAACAAUAUCUAACUCGUGGAGUUGUGAAGAUUCACUAAUACCGGAGGCAGGGCGACGGGCUCGGAGCAAGCGCUCACUUGGGUCUGUUCUUUCCGGGAACGGGUGGGGUAGAGAACGUAGGACUCCUCAAGGGAACUUCCAAGACUCGCGUCAUUCGUCACUUUGGCUGGUUUAUAAAAACUCCACCAGAGCCCCGACAUCAGCUUUUAGUUUCUGUUCUUUCCGAAGAAGCCUCUCGGUGCCCAGCUGGGGAACCUGACCCUCGAGGAGCCGUCCGGUGGUCGCCGCAGUCGUCGGCAGAUUAGCCCGCGCUUGUUCGCCCUCUUUCCACUAGGUUACCGUCGCGAUUGACUUUAAAUCUGACACAGGGACCAGGUCGGUGAGAUUUGGCCUCUCGACCCAAGCUUACUGGGAAACCGAAACCGCUGGGCUCGGCUAGCGGCGGCGGAGAGCGCACGCUCCCUCGCCCGGGGCGCGCCCAACCCGCGCGCCGCCCGUGCCCGCCCCCGGGACUCAAAGUAAGUUUCGAUUCUCCCUGGAGCAGAGUCUCGUGCCGCGGCCAGGCCAGCGCAGUGCGCCAUGGCGGACCCGGGGGUAUGCUGCUUCAUCACCAAAAUGCUGUGCGCCCACGGGGGCCGCAUGGCCUUGGAAGCGCUGCUCGACGAGAUGCAGCUUUCCGAGGCGCAGCUCUGCGAGGUGCUGGAACAGGCCGGGCCCGACCGCUUCGUGGUGUUGGAGACGGACGGCAAGGAAGGGGUCAUCCGGUCCGUGGUGGCCACCACUCGAGCCCGGGUCUGCCGUCGCAAGUACUGCAACAAACCCUGCGGAAACCUGCACCUCUGCAAGCUCAACCUGCUGGGCCGGUGCCACUAUUCGCAGUCGGAGCGGAAUUUAUGCAAAUAUUCUCAUGAGGUUCUCUCAGAAGAUAACUUCAAGGUCCUGAAAAAUCAUGCACUCUCUGGACUGAACAAAGAGGAAUUAGCAGUGCUCCUUCUCCAAAAUGACCCUUUUUUUAUGCCAGAGAUAUGCAAAAAUUAUAAGGGAGAGGGUGGAAGACAGAUUUGUAACCAGCAGCCACCGUGUGAAAGGCUCCACGUCUGUGAACACUUUACCCGAGGGAAUUGUGGUUACGCCAGCUGCUUCCGGUCCCAUAAACUGAUGGACAGAAAGGUGCUGGCCAUCAUGAGGGAGCACGGGCUGAGCUCAAGUGUGGUCCAGAACAUCCAGGACAUCUGCAACAGCAGGCACCGCCAGAAGAAACCCUCUGGGUGGAGAGCUCCUCCACGUCGCAGAGACGCGGCACACAGAGGGAGAAGCAAGAGCAGAGACCGGGGCAGCAGGGAGUCUCUUGCACACUCUUCAGGUUCUCCCCAGAGGUUCCGCACACCCACUCCAGAUUCCACCAGCAGCGGAUCUCCCCCGGAUGAUGGGCCUGUCAAGGAUCUUGCCCACAAGUUCACGCAUUUGGGAAGUCAGGAGUGCCCUCCGCCUUCCUCAGGCUCGUCCGCGGCUGCCAAUCUUGGAGGAACCGGUCAAGGGGGAGCAAGCCAGAGGUUUGCAGAGAAUGGCGGCCCAGAGGAUCUCUUCUAUGGGAAUCACAGCAAUACUUACUUCACUUUUGAUUUGACGUCAACUCCCAAGUGGAAGGGCCCCGCAUCCUGGCAGAAUGGCCAAGACACUGGUAGAGAGAGCUUGUUUUCUUCCAGCCAGGCUGUCUCCUUCUCACCUCUCGGUUCUCCACAAACACCUGAAACCAUCACCACCAGAAAGAGCACGGCCAUCCUUUCCUCGGACUGCGUGAACACGGAGGGCAGACGUGGGAAUCAAGACAGCCAGCAUUUCCCCCUUUUGAAAAAUAACGUCGAUGGCAUGGCCACAGAUGCCACUUCCGUGAGAUCGUUAAAUUACAAAACCACAGCCAGCAGGCAGAGAGAAAAAUCGUCACCUAGGGGUCAGGACACCGGAGUGAUUCCCAGUCAUCUGCAGGCCGCUGGCCAAACGACAGCUGCCGCCGACGGGGCCGUGGCCUUUGUUAAUGAUUCCGUAUCUGACGUUGCGAGUACCGUACGUUCUACGAGGGAUGAACAUGGCUCAAACGAAAUUUGUCUUGACCAUCUGUAUAAGGGCUGUCAACUUAAGAGCUGCAACAAAGUUCACUUCCACCUGCCCUACCGGUGGCAGAUGUUACUUGCAAACACCUGGAUAGACCUCCAGCUCAUGGAGAAUAUUGAGAAGGCCUUUUGUGACCCCAAAAUCUGCACCAUUUCUAUUGGAAAUUAUAAUAUCAAUUUCCAGAAGAUGACUUGUGAUUAUAAUCCCAUCCGACGUCUCUCCACGCCUUCAUCUGUCACAAUGCCAGCCAGUUCUCUCUUCACCACAAAAUGGAUUUGGUACUGGAGGAAUGGAUCUGGCAAAUGGGUUCAGUAUGGAGAGAAGAAAGACAAUGUGCAAAUUUCAAACAUCGACUCGUCAUACCUGGAGUCUCUUUUUCUAUCCUGUCCCAGGGGAAUUGUGCCAUUUCAGGCGGGUUCAGAAAACUACGAGCUGAGUUUCCAAGGGAUGAUUCAGACAAACAUAGCUUCCAAGACCCAAAAGGAUAUCGUCAGAAGGCCGACAUUUGUGUCUUACUGGGAUAUGGGGCAGGUGAAACGUGGACAAGACCAGCAGCAGGUGAGGACCCAACCAGAUCCUUUCAUCUCGGUAUUUCGUCCUCAACAGGUGGACACGUGCGUCUCAUCCUCGAAUGGCUAUGAGUUGCUUGAGAUCAAUCAUGACUGUCUGGAAUAUACCAAAGUGAGUGCGUAUUUUAAAGCUUCCAUGAAAAAUUUCAAGAUUGAAAAGAUAAGGAAGAUCCAGAACGAAAAGCUCUUGAAGGCUUUUGAAAGGAAGAAAAAGGAGAUGAAGACAAAGGAGCAAAUCCUAUUUUGUGCAGUGAGACGCACCCAUGUAGAGUCUAUUUGUGCGAAUAAUUUUGACUGGGUCUUACAUGGAAAUGGUAACACCAAAUAUGGAAAAGGAAACUACUUCACAAAAGAUGCCAUCAAUUCCCAUAAAAAUUGCCUGUGUGAUCCCAAAAACAUUGUUAUGUUUGUAGCCCGAGUCCUGGUUGGAGAUUUUAUUGAAGGACAUAUGGGUUACAUGAGCCCUCCUCUGCGGUAUGACAGCUGUGUGGAUACAAGGUUGAAUCCCUCUGUUUUUGUCAUCUUUCAGAAAGACCAGAUUUACCCAGAAUAUGUGAUUGAAUAUACCGAAACAGACAAAGCCUGUGUGAUUAGUUAGAAAUGAUGGUUACAGCAUCGUAAAGGAUGCCAUAACCCUUCUGUUCACUUAUAGAACCAGACUGCCCCAGAUGAUAGUUAAACUUACAUUUCCUCUCCUAUAAAUGCCUUCGAUCAGUGGUUCCCAAACUUUGCUGCACAUUGGAAUCAUCUGGGAAGCUCUAAAAAAUUCCACUGUCCAGAUUUCACCCCAUUCCAACUAAAUCACUUUUUCUGGGGAUGAGAGCCAGGAAGAGGAUUGAAACGUGUCAUAAAGUUUGGGAAUCACUGCCUUAGAUGUAAGUGGUAAAGACUCACUUGUAAAACUUCUGUAACUGCAGCAAACUUUCUCUUCCAACUACUUUUAGUUCAUUGCAUGACAUGGUUUUGUUUUCGUUAAAUUGAAAGAAAAUUCAUUUGGGAAAUUUGAGAGAAAUCUAAAAAUACCUAUUGAAAUAAGGACAUAAGACAGUACAAGCAAAUCUUGGAUGGAAGAUUGUGAAAAGUUGGCGGAAAAUUCUUAGGGAUACACUGGGGGAAAAAAAUGUAAGGGCAAUUUAAAUGCUAGCACGGACAUAACUGCAGUACUAUACCUUUUCUUCAUGGUGAAACUGAUUUGGGGGCAUGCGUUUCUUUAUCUCUACGUUUAUUUAGGACAUUCCAUCCAGGUUGACGCUUUCUGAAAUUCAACUUAAAAAGCUGCUAAGUGGGGCUCAGAGAGAAGCAACCAACUGGAGUUAACUGCCCAUUUGGGCUCUGUGAAAUUAGGGCAAAGUAGACAUUUAUAUUCUAAGAUCACAGAGAAGGCUUUUUUCAGGUCAGACUUUCAUGAAGUGUUGGUUGGUAUUUUGGGGGGACUGAGUUGCAGCAACCAGAUUCACACAAGCACCACUGAGAAAUCUGAGUGCUGUUGUCGUCGUUCGCUGUGGCAGUUGAGGCUCAUCAAGAAAUUAGGAGCAGGGCCAUCUGCUGAAGGAUGGGCCCCUAAGGAGGUGAGAUGAGUUUGCUAGGGAGACAGAAUCAGAAUGAAGGGAACAAUGCCCCAAACAAGCCUCGCACCUGCUAGGGGCUGCUUCUUCUAAAUAUGACGGAUUGUGUGGAAUUGCAGCACAGUCAGUUUUUAGAGCAGCUGAGGUGCCUGGACCAAGAGUUCCUUUCUUCUCAUGAAUCAGGGUUUUCCUUCCAAUUUUCGUUUUCAACAUUGCAUACGAGUUGCCAACGUUUCCUGUUAUAGUUCCUUCCAGCAGGUAUGUUAUAAAAAUUA